AUGGGUUUGAUAAGAAAGUUAUUUGGUGGAGGUAACAACAUCAAUAUCGAGGAGGAGAUCGAAAGGAAGGGGUUUUCAACCUCAGAUUGUUCCUUUGAUUGUGAUUCAUGCAGCUCAAAGUUUCCAGCUUCAGUUUCGGUGGAAGAAAAGGAUGAGCUAUGGAAUUCGACCAAAGAAUAUGGGUUACACAUUGUUGUUGCAAGUGGUAAGACAGAUUGGCCGCACGAUGCAUGUCUGGUUCCUGGUACGGUAGGAAAGGCAGUAUCUGGUUGGGCUGACCUGUCAAAUGAUAAGUUCCCAGAGUUAGGAACAUCGUCGUCAAUAAAGGUAACUAUGUCGUCGUUGUGUUCAGCAGAGUUAGAUACGAACGAGGAAUACAUUCUGGGAAGAAGGGGUGAUAUAUUGAUAUUGCCGUUCUUUAUUUGGAUUAAGAAUGUUUCUGCUGAGAACGUGGGCUCAUUGCUUGACGUGAUGAUGCCGAAGCUCAUAGAGAGCAGGGAUAAGAAAAUACCGCCGCCAUCAAAGGUUGAGAAUUUUGAUGACGUCACAGUGCAAGCUGAUGGCUUUCAAUCGUAUAUUUUCUUGUGUUCACAUAGGACUAGAGAUAAGAGAUGUGGAGUUACUGCACCAUUAAUGAAGCGUGAAAUGGAGAUCUAUUUGAGAGAUCUUGGAUUGUAUAGGGAUUUCAAUGAUUAUAGACCCAAUGGAGUCAGGGUGGCGUAUAUAAAUCACGUAGGGGGUCACAAGUAUGUGGCUAAUGUGUUGAUGUAUUCUAAGACAGGUAAGAAUAUUUGGCUAGCUAGAUGCAGACCUCAAAACGUGAGGCCGAUUAUAGACGAAUGCAUUCUAGCUGACGGAAAGGUAUGGGCUGACAAGGUUAGAAUCAUUCAAAGAUUUGACCCUAUUGAAUGGUGA
Messenger RNA from Debaryomyces hansenii CBS767, 915 nucleotides. RefSeq lists its product as uncharacterized. The record is from RefSeq and is a predicted model, not a curated record. NCBI's taxonomy places the organism in Eukaryota, Fungi, Ascomycota, Pichiomycetes, Serinales, Debaryomycetaceae. The transcript has a single exon. Bases 1 to 915 code for a protein of 304 amino acids.